Molecule: messenger RNA, 3670 nt
Organism: Grus americana (Whooping crane)
Lineage: Eukaryota; Metazoa; Chordata; Aves; Gruiformes; Gruidae
Gene: GDAP1L1
Product: ganglioside induced differentiation associated protein 1 like 1
Exons: 6
Coding region: 386-1489 (367 amino acids)
Source: RefSeq, a predicted model, not a curated record
ACAUAUCUGCCAUAUCUAAACCUGUCAAAAAAAAAAUCUUAAUCUCUGCUGCAAAAUAUUCCUAAGGAGGCGCAGGGGUUGGAGCUGCCCCGGAUUGCCGAGCUGGCAGGCAGCAGGAGCCUCCGCUGCUGACUCGCAUAUCGAAGCGAUGCCUGCACGUUUCCGUGGGAGCCCCGCCACGAGCGGGGUCGGGCUGCGAUUUCACCCACGCUGCUGUCACCAUCUUCUCCUGUGACCCCCUGCGCCCACCACCCUGCGCUGCCCACCCCAGCCGGGGAGAUGGAGCUGCCCCGGGAGUGAUGCUGCUGGCAGGAGCCCAUGUGAUGCUGGGCUAGCGCUGCUCGCUCGCUCCCUCAUCCCUCUCCCCGCUCGCGCACAGGCUGUCAUGGCGACUCCCAAUAAUGUUACUCCCACCAACUGCAGCUGGUGGCCCAUCUCAGCACUGGAGAACGACGCAGGGAAAUCCACGGAGGGGGAGGAAAAUCAGGACCCGACAGACCCCGCUCUCAAAUCCCAGGACAGACUGGUUUUGUACCACUGGACUCAGUCCUUCAGCUCACAAAAGGUGCGGCUGGUCAUCGCGGAGAAGGGGCUGCCCUGCGAGGAGCGGGACGUCAGCAUGCCGCUGAUGGAGCACAAGGAGCCCUGGUUCAUGCGCCUCAACCUGGGGGAGGAGGUGCCCGUCAUCAUCCACAGGGACAACAUCAUCAGCGAUUACAACCAGAUCAUUGACUACAUGGAGAAGAACUUCACAGGAGAAAACGUCACGCAGCUGAUCCCCGAGCCGGGCAGCCUGCUGCACUCACGGGUGCUGCAGUACCGGGAGCUGCUGGACUCGCUCCCCAUGGACGCCUACACGCACGGCUGCAUCCUGCACCCUGAGCUCACCACCGACUCCAUGAUCCCAAAGUACGCGACCGCUGAGAUCCGCAGACAUUUAGCUAAUGCCAGCACGGAGCUGAUGAAGCUGGACCACGAAGAGGAGCCACAGCUAUCAGAGCCCUACCUCUCCAAGCAGAAGAAGCUCAUGGCCAAGAUCCUGGAGCACGACAACGUGAACUACUUGAAGAAGAUCCUUGGUGAACUGGGGAUGGUGCUAGACCAGAUCGAGGCCGAGCUGGAGAAGAGGAAACUGGAGUACCAAGGGCAGAAGUGUGAACUUUGGCUCUGCGGAUGCGUCUUUACCUUGGCUGAUGUCUUGUUAGGAGCUACCCUGCACCGCCUCAAGUUUCUGGGACUCUCUAAGAAAUACUGGGAAGAUGGCAGCAGACCUAACCUACAGUCCUUCUUCGACAGGAUACAAAAACGCUUCGCCUUCAGGAAAGUUUUGGGAGAUAUACACACCACGCUCCUCUCCGCGGUGGUACCCAACGCCUUCAGGCUGGUCAAGCGGAAACCUCCCUCCUUCUUCGGAGCCUCCUUCCUGAUGGGAUCUCUGGGGGGAAUGGGAUAUUUUGCUUAUUGGUAUUUAAAGAAAAAAUACAUCUAGUGCUGGCUGCUUGGUGUUUAGUUUGGUGUCUCUGUGCUGUGUGAAGCUAUGAUGAAGCCUCAGUAACUGUAACGAAAUUUGAAGCAAGGUAAUGAAUAAUUAUAUUGUUUAAUGUAACAUUCCAUAGUCUAGAAGUAGAAACGUAUACUGCAAGGAAAUAAGACAACAACAACAACAACAAAAUGUGUCAACUUGUAAAUGCCUUUUUUAGGUUUAAGUAUUCAACUCCAGCGAGAGGCUCAGGGGUUCAUGGGCUCCGCCGAACCCACUGGGAAGCGCCGCCACCUCCGGCACCAGCCGGCUCCAGUGGGAGAGACGGGAACCCCGGGAAGUUUCCCGAUGCCCAGGUUAACUAAUGGGACUCGGGUACUCGGUUCUGUACGUUUGUGUUCACUGGCCACAUUUCACACAUGCAGGUAGUGGGGACUUUCUUCUUCUAGAAGGCAUUGUGUUGUGCUCGGAGGCUUUCCUGGGAGCAGGGUGCAGUAGCUGGUCACAGUCAAGGUGGAUUUGCAUUCUUCAAGUAUCCAUUUUUUAAAUUAUUUUCAUUAAAAGGAAUAUUUUUUAUUGAGCUGCUCUUAGAACGUAUCCACUUUCUACGUCUGGUUUUGGUGGGCUUUUUUUUAAAGAAUGUAAUGUCUCUCUUUAACUGCUGCACUUUUUUCCUGAGAGAAAUAAUUUUGACUUCCAUCCUGAAUUUUGGCACAUGGAGGAGAUUAUUGUUUUAAGCCUUUUGGCUCUGUCUCUUGGGUUUUCUUUCACGGAUUUGCAAAGCAUCUUUCACCGACUGAGCCUAUCUGGACUCUGAAAAAGUACGACCAUUUUCAGAACUUUUCAGCACUUUCCUGAAGGCACUUUGGCUUUCUCUUCCAUUGGGGGCUCUUUUCUGUCAUUUCCUCGCUGUGUGUUUUCCUAGAGACAUUUUGCACAGAAUCACAUUGAUGACUUUCUUGUGCCUUUUGCAUGUUGGAAAGAAUAACGGGCCUCACUGCUACUCAUGCUUUGAAAACUGAGAUCCUCAAUAAACCGUAUGGGAGGAGUAACGGCUUCACAUUUCUAAAUGCGUUCAGCAUCCUUCUGGUUUUAUUUCAAAGCAUGCCCAUGGGCAGAGGGAUGUGCAGGUGGCUUGUGCUUUUUCUCCUGUACUGCAUUGGUAUAAAACUUGCAUGGCAACAAUACAUGUUCCUCUUCCAAAGCACUCAUUUCUGUGAGCGCUGAGCCUGCUAGGACCUCCUCUGGCUGGUUAUCCAAGCACUCCGGAGAUCCCUAGCGCGUCAUCCUGCAUCUCGAGGCUCGGGAAGGUAUGCCAAGCGUGGCUGAAGCAAUACAAAUUGCAUUUGCCUCUGACUCAAAAAUUAUCUUUAUGUAUUUGAAAGCAGCAGGAUUUCCCAGGAGCUUUGGUUCUUGAUACAACCUGGCAGCCAUGGAAUUGCGAGUAUUUAGCAGGAAUUAGAAGGGAUGAGCACACAGAGAUUGGACAAUGCACAAAUUUAUGCUGUGCUUGUCAUGUCUGUGUAGGCUGGUCUGGCAUACUUCUGGAAUACAAUGACUUGUGUAGCUACAAAGGUGCUGUGUUAUCUGUGCUACCCCCCAGCGACCAGGGCAACACUUAAAACUGGUGAGCGAGACCCCAAAUCCACCACUGGCACAUGCAGACCAGGCACCCGCAGCCGAGGCUGCCGAGUGAAACAUUGCAGACACACGCUCCCCCAGAUACAGUGACAUAUUUGCUUCACGGUGUCAAUGACUUGGGAAAAAACAGUUAUUUUGCUUCUUUUUGAAGUGGGAGGCAAGAGGGUCCCCUGAGGUCAUCCCUGCUGCUGAAUCUGAAAGACGUAAGAACACACAUGAUGGCCCAUAGUUCAUCUGGUCCAUUAGCUGAUACUAAACCCUCCCAAAAGAAUUUAUAAAGAUACAUCGGCAUGAAACCUUACCAGGAUUUCAUCCUCUUACCUUUGCCCGUUGUCCUACGCGCACAUUCCCUGGUGAUCUCCAAAAGCUGAUGAAAUGCACACACCAGGGGUAGGAAGGAAUAUUAAUGGGGGUACAAGGCCAGGGAGCCCAGAGAGAACGAGGGCAAAUACUCGCUCACUUCCCAGGAUUUCAGCCCAACAUGAGGCAGAAAGAAGCUGCUUUGCAGAUGUCUGUCACUGCUGCUAACUUUGCUCCUCUUUUUUUUUU